GGGAAAGCGGGGAGAGCAGUACCAGCGAUGCUUUGAGUUUGGAUGCCUGGCUCUGCAGCCCACCUACCACACAGGCCACGGGGCUGCUCUGGGAGCUGAUGCCUCCUGUGUUCCCACCUGACCUCCAAGCAGACCCACCAGUUUUGCUUGGACUUUACCAGCAGAGGCCCUAGUGUUGGUGGCUUUCCAAGAUAGCCUCUUCAGUGGCACCUACAUGAAGCCUUCGCUGUCUCCUGGAGCUGCACAGCCCCAGAAAAACUGACCACUCUGUUGAACUUGGCCACCCACUCCCAGGAGGCUAGCCUGAGUCCCUCAUCCCAACAGCGCCUCCUGAAACCUCCGGUUUCUGCACCUGUGCAAGCAUGAGCUGAAGCAACUGAGCUCCAUUCCGUACCUGUCACGCUGCUUCUGAGGGACCCUCGUCAGCUACCUACAGUCUCCCAGCCAACUGGUUCCCUGCAUGCAUUGAGUGGUCUGUGUUCUUCUAUGACCACAGUUGCAGUGGGAGAGACAGGGCCUUGCAGAAGCCAGCUCCUAGCGGUCCAAGGGAGACCAGGACCCUCCAAAGCCAUGACCCCCUCCCAUCCUUCUCUGCAGUUCUGGAUACGUCUCUGUUUCUGGUGUCUCUUCCCGAUGUCAGCAGUAGUGGCCCAGCAAGGCUCACACACUCAGGCUGAGGACCGCCUGUUCAAACACCUGUUUGGAAGCUACAAUCGCUGGGCACGGCCAGUGCCCAACACUUCAGAUGUGGUCAUCGUGCGCUUUGGACUAUCCAUUGCCCAGCUUAUAGAUGUGGAUGAGAAGAAUCAAAUGAUGACCACCAAUGUCUGGUUAAAGCAGGAGUGGAAUGAUUACAAGCUGCGCUGGGACCCAGCUGAGUUUGCCAACAUCACCUCCCUCCGGGUCCCUUCAGAGAUGAUCUGGAUCCCAGACAUUGUCCUCUACAACAAUGCAGAUGGGGAGUUUGCAGUGACCCACAUGACCAAGGCCCAUGUCUUCUUCACGGGCGCUGUGCACUGGGUGCCCCCAGCCAUCUACAAGAGCUCCUGCAGCAUCGACGUGACCUUCUUCCCCUUCGACCAGCAGAACUGUAAGAUGAAGUUUGGCUCCUGGACAUAUGACAAGGCCAAGAUCGACCUGGAGCAGAUGGAGCAGAUGGUGGACCUGAAGGACUACUGGGAAAGCGGCGAGUGGGCCAUUAUCAAUGCCACCGGGACCUAUAACAGCAAGAAGUAUGACUGCUGUGUGGAGAUCUACCCCGACGUCACCUACUACUUCGUUAUCCGCCGGCUGCCGCUGUUCUACACCAUCAACCUCAUCAUUCCAUGCCUACUCAUCUCCUGCCUCACUGUGCUGGUCUUCUACCUGCCCUCCGAGUGCGGAGAGAAGAUCACGCUCUGCAUUUCAGUUCUGCUCUCGCUCACUGUCUUCCUGCUCCUCAUCACAGAGAUCAUCCCGUCCACCUCGCUGGUCAUCCCACUCAUUGGCGAGUACCUGCUCUUCACCAUGAUCUUCGUCACCCUCUCCAUCGUCAUCACGGUCUUCGUGCUUAAUGUACACCACCGCUCCCCCAGCACCCACAAUAUGCCCUCGUGGGUGAGGGUGGGUCUGCUAGGCCAGGUGCCUCGCUGGCUGAUGAUGAACCGGCCCCUGCCACCUGUGGAGUUCCAUGGCUCUCCGGGUCUGAAGCUCAGUCCUACUUAUCACUGGCUGGAGACCAACACAGAUGCUGAAGAAAGGGAGGAGACAGAGGAAGAGGAGGAGGAUGAAAACAUAUGUAUGUGUGGAGGCCUCCCAGACCCCUCCAUGGGUGUCCUCUACGGCUGUGGUAGCCUGCAUCUGAGGGCCCUGGAGCCUGAGGCCAAGGCUCCAUCACAGGAUAGUGAGAUCAUGCUGUCACCUCAGAUACAGAAAGCGCUGGAAGAUGUACACUACAUUGCUGACCAUCUGAGGUCUGAGGAUGCUGACUCUUCGGUGAAAGAAGACUGGAAGUAUGUGGCCAUGGUGGUAGAUCGGAUAUUCCUCUGGCUGUUCAUUAUCAUCUGCUUCCUGGGGACCACUGGGCUCUUCCUUCCUCCAUUCUUGGCUGGAAUGAUCUGAUUUUAUGUCCUCUAUGUUGGCUCCAAGGUGGCCUUGACAACCAUCUUCUGGUCUUCUCUAACUGGAGCCAUCUCUAGAAUGUUCUUUUGGGUCAAUGUCAUCUGUCUGCAGUGUUCCUAUGAUGCUCCCAAACUAGUCUGGACUUCAAAUACUCUUUGGAACAGCUCACAGUGACAUUGUUGUGCCAAGUGCUGAGACCACUCAACACGAUCCCUGUUUAGGGAUGCUGAGGAACUAGAAAGGGUGAAGGCAUUUCCUCUGCAGAAGGUGACAAUAUGGCAGUGACUUGAGGGAGAACAAGAUAUUCCUGAAAGAGCGAUGGGAACUGUAUAUGAACCAAAACAUCGAACAAAGGGACGGAGGGGUCAGACCAGGGCAAACGGAAAUAGAACAGUGCCCCAAAGAUGGGGACCUGGGGACAAAGGGAGCAUCUAGUGUAGAGAGCUCUGAACAGCACUUUGGAUUCAGAGUGUCAGAGAGGACAACUUGGGAUGGGGAGCUUGGGAAGGCAGGUUGGGGUAUCUUUAAUCCAGACCGAGGAAAAAGUUCAGCGUCUUCUGUCUCUGUGUUUCGUGAGGCAGUAUCAGUGGCACAAGGCUAUUUCCACAAGGAGUAAGGCACAAAAGUUCCCAACCUGAAGGUCUCGACCCCUUUCACUUAUCAGAUAUUCUGCAUAUCAGGUAUUUAUAUUACAAUUCCUA
This is a messenger RNA of Onychomys torridus (southern grasshopper mouse), 2801 nucleotides long. It is a transcript of the gene Chrna2, whose product is annotated as cholinergic receptor nicotinic alpha 2 subunit. Gene Ontology annotation, biological process: signal transduction; regulation of membrane potential; chemical synaptic transmission. The record is from RefSeq and is a predicted model, not a curated record. Gene Ontology annotation, cellular component: neuron projection; synapse; postsynaptic membrane. The transcript has 8 exons. NCBI's taxonomy places the organism in Eukaryota, Metazoa, Chordata, Mammalia, Rodentia, Cricetidae. Bases 487 to 2100 code for a protein of 537 amino acids. Gene Ontology annotation, molecular function: transmembrane signaling receptor activity; acetylcholine-gated monoatomic cation-selective channel activity.